Limulus polyphemus (Atlantic horseshoe crab) is the source of this 1239-nucleotide messenger RNA. RefSeq lists its product as uncharacterized. The coding region runs from base 176 to 772 and encodes 198 amino acids. The transcript has 3 exons. The record is from RefSeq and is a predicted model, not a curated record. NCBI's taxonomy places the organism in Eukaryota, Metazoa, Arthropoda, Merostomata, Xiphosura, Limulidae.
GUUGACAUUUAGUCGCAUGCAUCAUGUAGAAGGACCAUAUUAAACUAAUGCUACGUUUAAUAAUCCAAAGAAACAGGAUUUGCAGUAAAAUUAUCCCCGAUAUUGGAUUCUCUUAAGCUUAUUUUAAAUAUAUUUUACUGUCGUUCUGCAAGAUUCCAAACCAGUCGAAAGAAAUAUGCAAAGGACCCGCUUACAUUCUCGCAAGGUUUGCCCUCCUUCAGCAGUGCAUAGACAGAAGGCCCAACCUCAGCUCUCUCUCUCUUGUUCGAGAAAGAAUGAUUCUGACUCUGAACAAGAGCCUGACAUUAUAACCGGAAAUUCUCUACUCGAAGAAUCACAGUCUACUGAUUCAGUAUGUUCUCAGAGUUCCUUUCACGAUUCUGAGGAAAAGGUAGCUUCUCUUCUGAACAGAAGUAAAAAGUGGAAGCAACCUGAUCGUCAAAACGUGGAAGAAAAUGAUUUCACUUUACUAACUAAAUCUUCAGAUGAUAACAUAAACAAGAGUUCGCUACAAUAUAGUCCAUCUUGGAGAAAUAGCCUGGAAGGACUGACGUCUGAAAGUUUCCUUGAAGCACGAGAUUGCGUGACUAAACGUCACUCACUACGAAAACAGGAAAUUGAAGCAAAAUUACAAGAAGAACAACGUCAUAAACACGUAACACUAGAAAAGCCUGCUAAAAGGACACCGGAACCCCUAUCCCUUCUAUUGACCAAUCACAAGAAGGAACCGCAAAGAGAAGCUUUGCUUUCUAAAGAGUGCAGAAAACACUGAGGUGGCGAUAUAAAACCGCAAGUGACAGAAGAAAAAAAAAAAUAACAAUUUUAAUAAUGCAUUUUGUGUAUGUUAUGUUGAAGUAUACUAAUAGAUGUGUUAAUUAAACUGAUCAAAAAUAAAUCUUUUUUUCACACACAAAUAAUACUAUCUAAAAAUGAGAUACUUUUACGAAAGCCUACGAGGGAAGUUAUACAAAAUCUGCGCGUGUUUGGAUAUUUUCAUUUGUUUAGCCUAAGUUGGGAAUUAUGUAAAAUUGAGUGUUUGAUAAUUAAUGAUAAAAACGUGAUAUUUAGAAGCAGUUUGAUAUUAUUAUAUUUAUCCUAUAUAAAACCUAUAUGGGCAAAUAAUAUAAAUAUAGAUGUUUAUCAUACUAGCUUACAAACAUAAUUUUGACCUUAACGCGAUUUCCUGUGAAAACAGGUUACGCACAUUUCUUGAUAAUGUUACGUUUCUCAAAUUUACAG